Molecule: messenger RNA, 2061 nt
Organism: Phascolarctos cinereus (koala)
Lineage: Eukaryota; Metazoa; Chordata; Mammalia; Diprotodontia; Phascolarctidae
Source: RefSeq, a predicted model, not a curated record
GGUGACCUAGAAAAUGAAGGAGGCACAAGAUAGAAUGGAAGAGGAGGAAGUAGCAGUAGAGUAGACAAUUACAUUGCUUGCUGGCCUGGUGUUGCCCUUGGCUGCUAGAUAUCUCUGCUUGCAAAUCGAGUCUUUGCUGGCUGGGAUGGUUUCUAGGUUCUUUUGAUGUCUUCAUUAUGCCCUAAGAACCAUGCAGUUUUCCAGUUUCAUCCGGGCACCAGACGAGACUUUUGACUACUUGUUCAAGAUCAUCCUCAUUGGAGACUCAAAUGUGGGGAAGACAUGCGUGGUACAACACUUUAAAUCUGGACUCUAUACAGACACACAGCAGAACACAAUUGGUGUGGACUUCACUGUGCGCUGUCUUGAGAUAGAUGGGAAAAAAGUGAAGAUGCAGGUAUGGGACACUGCUGGCCAGGAGCGAUUCCGGACAAUCACCCAAAGCUACUAUAGAAAUGCGAAUGCUGCCAUCAUUGCCUACGACCUGACAAGGAGAUCCACAUUUGAAUCUGUUCCUCACUGGAUCCAUGAAGUAGAAAAAUACGGGGCAGCAAAUUUGGUCAUAAUGCUUAUUGGAAACAAGGCUGACCUAUGGGAUAAACGUCAUGUUCUUUUUGAAGAUGCUUGCACUCUGGCAGAGAAACAUGGCCUUCUCGCAGUUUUGGAGACUUCAGCUAAAGAGUCCAAGAACAUUGAGGAAGUGUUCAUGCUAAUGGCAAGGGAGCUGAUUGCCCGGAAUGACCUGAACUUUUAUGGGGAGGGUCCACAGAACAAUUUCCUCUUGGAUUCCAGUCCAAUUCUCAUAACUUCAAGUCCAAGUUCAAAGAACCGCUGCAAUUGUUAAAAGGGGGAGGAACUAAGGAGGAGAUAGAGUGUGCUGUUAUAGAGGCAAUCUCUGAAACCCAAAUUAGUCAGAAAUCUGGUUAUCCAGUAUGUUAGGUUUUAGAACUUGGAGUAGAUAUUCUGUUAUUCCCUUUCAGUUACUCAAGGCUUCCUUCCAGCAUGCAUGGUUGCCACUUUUGUCCUACUAUAUCAACAAAGAGAAACCUCUUGAGGCCAUCUCCAGUGACUGAAGGAAGUUCGAUUUCAUACAAGUAUUUAUUGCGGCUCUUCUAUGUUCCAGGCAUGGUGCUAGGUGCUGGGAACAGUAAGACAAAACUGAAAUGGGUUCUGCCUUCAAGAAGUUUACAUUCUACCAAGAAAGGCUCCCUUUUAAAGUCAGUAGGAGCUUUGAAGGAAAUUAAGGAGUCUAAGGGGCAGAAGCCCUUUUUUCCUUAGUCUUACUAUUAAAAUGAAGUUUAGUAUUGGGGUAGGAAGCAUGGAUAAAAGUUCCCCUUCAUUAGCCCUGGCCAAAGCCAGGAUCUGGCUUUUGGCCGCAGUGUUUUCGUUCAGUGUUGAAGAAAAGGAAGGGCCUACAAAAGUUGGGAGAAAAGUGAACAGAAUAUCAAGAAAAAGGAAAGGAUAGAAAGCAUGUUCUAGAGUGGCUUGUAUCCACUCACAAGUUGGGUUUGGGUUUUUGUUUUUGUUUUUUAAAUUUUUUAGGAGGAGAAUAGGGAAUUUGAGUAUAGUGAAAUUGAAGACAUAAAAUAGCACAACCUUGCUUCACAUUUGUUCUCCUCAUACUCAUCGAAUUCAAAAAAUGAUAAAACCAUCAGUACCUGGCCUCUGGAAUUGAAGCUCUUCUUAGCAUAUUUAAUUAGUUUCAUUUCAUUGGGCUUUUUUCUGUUUAUAUCAUUGUAGUCUGUUGCCCGCAACUGUUCACACCGAACAGAAAGGGGUGAAAUAAGACAUGAAGUGGGACCAGGUGGAGCAGAAAACUGACUCAGUUUAUUUUUCUGAGGGUACAGGAUAUAUAGAGAAAAUCCAUCCUAACUUCAAAUAGCCCUCCCCGUGAGACACUCCCAAAACAUCUGCUGAGGAUAUGAUAACAUACAUUUCCUCCUUAUCAGAGUUCCUAGAUAGAGUUGUAAAUUCCAGGGCUUUUUCCUGGCGCCUGUAUAGAGGAGUGAAUAUGUAAAUCUAAGGUUCAAAGAGUGAGAAGGAAUGUCUCAGGAACCUCCU